UGAAUGCAAGAUAAACCGCUUCACUCCGCUGCGGAUUCCAUCAGUCUUGGUUCUUCUGUUGGAGCUUCUUUGGAUAUCCAGGUCUGUUUUUCGGUUUUACAGAUUCGAAGGGAUAAAAGCAAACUUUUAAGAAUGGAGAUACUCGUACCAGUCAUUCUCCUYUCGCUAUGGAAACAUGGACACGCACAGUCUUGUAAGGCAACAGCAUACUCUCAGUUCUAUCACAAAAUCCAGGGUCACGUGAUCAAAACCUAUUCUGCGGUGACAACAAGCCUCCAGUGUACAGAAAAGUGUGGACUGCAUGCAGAUCGCUACAGCAUUAACUACUGCUUCAGUCAAGGGAUCUGUGAGCUGAAUAACGCUAAUCACUUGACUAACCCCGAAAGUCUGGUCUACUCGGCUGGCUGUCAUUACUUGAAUCACAUUUUACGGGCUGUGCCGAUAUGCAGUAACAAACUGUGCUCCUAUCCUCUCGUGUGUAAGGUCGACAAUAACGAGCAAAGCCACAAGUGUGUUCUAUGUGAAGAUGUAAAGGAAGUCUUGUUAUUCCCGAGGAAAAGUGUCGAGGAUAAAGUUGAGCAUGAGCUUCAGGCUGACGUCCAACUUACAGCAUUUACGAUCAGCAUGUGGGUACAAGCAGAUCCAAACACAGAUAACCUUACACCGUUCGGUUAUGCCACAGUCAGUCAACCAAACGAAAUCAGUGUUUAUUUAACCAAGGGGUACACAGAACUGGGUAUUACCAACACCUUUGAAACGGGUUACCCUUCAGCGAUUGAUGGCAAAUGGCAUCACCUCUGUGCAACAUGGCAAAACCUUGACGGUACGUACAAAUUCUACAUCGAUGGAGUAAAGAAAUUGGGUGUCAAGACGUCCAUGCACCAAGGCCACGUUAUUCAAAAGGGAGCGCUGUUGCUUGGACAAGAGCAGGAUAGCUACAAAGGAGGAUUUCAGGCGAGCCAAAGUUUCCAAGGCAACCUUUCAAGUGUCAACAUGUGGGACAGGGUACUAAAUGCCCAGGAAGUUUCAGCCCUUGCCAAAAAAUGUCCCAACGAAUUCGAAGAAGGCAAUUUCAUAGGUUGGUCAACCUUGAAGACCAAGAAGUCGAGUGGUGUGAAGUUGUGGACUUGUUCAAAUCAGUGUUCUUAGGUCGAUAUUACAUGUAAUAUUAGGUUGUUGGGAUCGGCAGCAUCCAGCAAGCACUCUGACCUCUCACUUGGCUCACUCUUCAUGACUUCAGUUCCAGGUUUUCUCCUUCAAUUAUAUUAAGAAUCAGUCGAUACCACGACCUUGUUCAACACUCAAAGUAUACGACAAUGCUGUCUGUUAUUUAAUUACAUUCUGUACUGAAUUUUAUUAUAUCAAAAUCGAUUUUGCACGCUCAUGCAAUACUUCAAAAGAACGACUGACUGCACCACUUAAUUUGAUCACUUACUCAAUUGAUUCUGCACUGAAUUUUGUCAUAUCAAUAUUUUGGCAUAUCAUGCAAUAACAGAACGACACUUAUGGAAGGUUUUAUGUUCAUGCAUGUGACUCAAAACCCGACCGCUCAAGUUAAAUCAUUUAUCAAAUUAUCGAUAUGAAACUACAUUGAAUGGCUUUGUUGCUCCUGACCGUCCAGAUUUGAAUAACUUCUACUCUGCGUAAGAAUAAGAUGUAAGCAUAUGAUUAAUGUUUACAACUAGGAAUGCGAUUGAUGGCAGGGAUGUUGCGACCCUCUUCUCUCUGGCAUUAACCCCUACCCCUACCCCUACUGGACUCGUUCUGCACAUACAUAUGUAAAAUAUUAUGGGACUUGGAAAACACUCAUUUCAACAUUACCACAGAAGUGGGGAAAAAAUCAGUAUAUAUUAUCAGUAAAUACUGAUUGUUGUCAAAAUCGAUUAAAAUUGUCGGUUAAGUUCGUGCAAAAGCACCUUAUUGUGGCAAAUACCAUGCAGUGCCGCAGGAGUGAGGCAAGGCGGGUAACUGGACUCGGAAAUUCGUUUGCUUAUGGUAAGAAAAGAGCGGGAAACUUUCAUUUCCGACAACUGAUACAAGUYAGACGAACCUAAAAGAGCGGGAAAAGUGGAUUACUUCAAUGGUAAGCACCCAUGUUCUCAAUUAAUUACCUUUACCCCUCCCUCUCCCCUGCCACUCCCUUCCACCCCCCUUCCAUUCCUCUUUCCUCUCCUUCCCUACCGCCAAAGAUGGGUGGCUAGUCACCCAAUUCCAAUCCACCCACCUCCUUUUCCCUUGGAUCCGCAAUUGGGAUAUGUUUUCGAUAUGUUUCUAGCCUGGUACAAAUGAAAUGAAAUUGUUGUUGAUACGAUGGUGUUGGUGAUGAUGAAGAUUAGGAGGAUAUGAUGAUACCGUUGACGAUGAGGUGACGAUGGAAAGGAUGAUGAUUCAGUGAUGAUAAUGAUGAUGAUGAUGAUAAUGAAAAUGAUAACAAUGAUGGAUGAUGUAAAAGAAGAUGAUAGUGAUGACAAGGGACAAGGCCAAAACAAUGGACCAAAAUGGGUAACUGAUUUUCUUGAUUCAGUAGGUGGGUACUGAGCAAUUAAAUACAACCUCCCUCUCAGAGUUGAAAUGCUCGAUACCGCUAGUAAUAAUACAUGCCAAAAUUUAUUUCUAUAAUUUGAAGUUUUUAGAUAUUUAAUAAGGUUUAGUCAUAGGAAUUUUUUUGAAUUCAAUUAUUUAAUUUUUUUCUCUUAAUGUUUAUUUGAAUCAUGCAAAUGGUUGUCGAACCACGUUAAAGAAUGCUACAUUGAUGCUUAUGAUUGUCCAAACGCGUUGUAGAUUGUCAAUGUUAUGCUUAAAUGCAAUUGUUUGUCAAUUGGUGUUAUUGAAGUUGAAUUUCGCGCCCAAGAAAAUACAUUCCGCGCAUAUGAAUGUACGAACGCGCUAUUGAUUGUCCAUUGAUGCCUAUGAAUGUACACGCAUAUUCAAUUAUCGUUAUUGAAAGUUGAUCCGCGCUAAUGAUGUUACUUGUGGCGUUGAUGAAGGGUCGCGGUGAAAUUAUCGAUGGCGACAAUUUGGAAGAUUCUUUUUCAGUCUUCGGUACACUAAGUAUCACGAUUUUAGUAGUUUCUUUGUAGAAAAAAAA
This is a messenger RNA of Actinia tenebrosa (Australian red waratah sea anemone), 3088 nucleotides long. RefSeq names its product C-reactive protein. Lineage: Eukaryota; Metazoa; Cnidaria; Anthozoa; Actiniaria; Actiniidae. The record is from RefSeq and is a predicted model, not a curated record.